AUGAACGGAGGAGCCAUCAUGAGCAUCGGAGUCAUAGGGAGCCACACUUCCUCCUUCUUGAUGGACGAGUGCCAACAUUCCAAGGAUACCCUGAGUCGCCUUGGAAUGGCCAUUGGAAUCGUGUUCCUUUUGGCACUCUUCCCAAGUGCCGUCGCCUUCACGUUGGCUUCCCCCUCCUUCGAAACCGCGGCUCCCUUGGGGAACCUAUUCCCAGGGGCUUCGCUCAUGGCCAUGAGGGCACUGGUUGGCGUGGGUGGCAUCCUAGGCCUAUGGGCUACAGUCCUGAGUAGUCUGUUCGGGGCCUCUAGGCUUCUACACCGGCUCUCUUGCGACGGUUUAGCUCCUCGCUGGCUUAGAGUGAUCUCCCCCCACACAGCAACCCCCUGGGUGUCGAUCCUAAUCUGCGGCGUCCUUUCGGGCACCACAGCCGCCAUCUGUUCUUCCUGGCUACUCCUGAGGACCCUGGGCACAGGGAGUUUGGGCGCGGGCGUGGCUGGGGCGACGGCGGUGCUCUCGCGCCGAUACCGCCCCCUGCCCGUUCGUCACUCGGCGGAGACGACCCACACCAACCCGGCUCCUUCCGUCACUUCUACUACUAGAAGCGACAGCCCCAAAGAGAUGACGGACCUGACCUCGUCCCACCAGAGGCCUUACCAGGCCUUCGACGAGACCCAGCCCCGACAGCUGUCCGUCGAGUGGGAAUCCGGGAACUGGGUGACGGCCGUGGUCGAGCCGCCGCAGCUCCCGUCAUGGAAUUCCUGGACGACCUCGAGGUUCCUGGUCGUCACCUUCAUCAUCAACUGCCUGGCCGGCGUGGGCGUUAUACGAGGCGCCAAGGAGCUCCAGAUCGGCAACUGGGUGUGGGCGGGAGUGGCGCUGUGUGCUUGUGGGUGUCUAGUGUGCAGCUUCGGCCUGUGGCUGCAGCCGAAGAACCCUCUUCCAGAGCCGAGCCAGAGGGACUUGGUGCCGGCGUUGCCCCUGGUGGCCAUAUUCACAAACAUCUUGCUGAUGCUGAACCUCCCGGUGCCUGCUCUCCUGUUCAGCUGCGUGGUGUGGGCGUUGGGAUGCCUCGUGUGGGUGGUUCAGGGGAGGACUGGGAGCCUGGAGGCCGUGUUGUCAAGGGCGCUCCUGACUCAGAAUGAUCGAGAAGUGACUCCUGAGAUGCUCUGA
Molecule: messenger RNA, 1170 nt
Organism: Macrobrachium nipponense
Lineage: Eukaryota; Metazoa; Arthropoda; Malacostraca; Decapoda; Palaemonidae
Product: high affinity cationic amino acid transporter 1-like
Exons: 1
Coding region: 1-1170 (389 amino acids)
Biological process (GO): transmembrane transport; amino acid transport
Cellular component (GO): plasma membrane
Molecular function (GO): amino acid transmembrane transporter activity
Source: RefSeq, a predicted model, not a curated record